Lepus europaeus (European hare) is the source of this 1637-nucleotide messenger RNA. RefSeq names its product Yip1 domain family member 1 (gene YIPF1). NCBI's taxonomy places the organism in Eukaryota, Metazoa, Chordata, Mammalia, Lagomorpha, Leporidae. The transcript is spliced from 10 exons. Gene Ontology annotation, biological process: vesicle-mediated transport. Gene Ontology annotation, cellular component: Golgi apparatus; membrane. The record is from RefSeq and is a predicted model, not a curated record. Gene Ontology annotation, molecular function: small GTPase binding. The coding region runs from base 195 to 1115 and encodes 306 amino acids.
GCGGCCCAGCGCCUCCCCCUGACGCAAGGCCUUGCCUCGCGGUGCCCCAGCCUGCGGGGUCGCAGACUCCCCAGCCCGGCUUCAUUGGCCCGGCUCCGCGCUGAACGCCUGACGUACACUUCUCCUUUGACGGCCCCCGCGCGGUACCUGGGCAGAUUCUCUUCCUCCUGGUCGGGAGAAGGCCGGCUGGCCGGAUGGCGGCUGUAGAUGACUUGCAGUUUGAAGAAUUUGGUGAUGCAGCUACUGCUCUGGCAGCAAACCCAGAUGGCAGCGCAAUAAGCAUUGAGGAUGCUGGUGAGACCCCAAAACAUCAGCCAGGACCCCCAAGAGGCGCAGGGAGAGAAGAGGAUGACGAGUUACUGGGAAACGAUGACUCAGACAAAACUGAGUUACUCGCUGCACAGAAGAAAAGCUCCCCCUUCUGGACGUUUGAAUACUACCAGACCUUCUUUGACGUGGACACGUACCAGGUCUUCGACAGGAUUAAAGGCUCUCUCUUGCCGAUCCCGGGAAAGAACUUCGUGAGGCUGUACAUCCGCAGCAACCCCGAUCUCUAUGGCCCCUUUUGGAUAUGUGCCACGUUGGUCUUUGCCAUAGCAAUCAGUGGGAAUCUUUCCAACUUCUUAAUCCAUCUGGGAGAGAAGACAUACCAUUAUGUGCCUGAGUUCCGAAAAGUGUCCAUAGCGGCCACGGUCAUCUAUUCCUACGCCUGGCUGGUCCCCCUGGCGCUCUGGGGCUUCCUCCUCUGGCGAAACAGCAAGGUCAUGAACAUCGUUUCCUACUCGUUCCUGGAGAUCGUGUGUGUCUACGGGUACUCGCUGUUCAUCUACAUCCCCACGGCAAUCCUGUGGAUUAUCCCCCAGAAAGCUGUGCGCUGGAUUCUAGUCCUGAUUGCCCUGGGCAUCUCGGGGUCUGUCCUGGCAAUGACAUUCUGGCCAGCUGUCCGUGAGGAUAACCGGCGCAUCGCCUUGGCCACUGUGGUGACAAUCGUGUUGCUCCAUAUGCUGCUGUCUGUGGGCUGCUUGGCAUACUUUUUUGAUGCCCCUGAGAUGGACCAUCUCCCGACAGCUACAGCUACUCCAAACCAAACCAUGGCAGCAGCCAAGUCCAGCUAAUGGGGAAGUUCUUGUCUGUGGAGUGUGGCAGUGUGCGACCCGGCAUCCACAGCAGCAAAGCCGAAUGACCCAAGCCCGCAGGGACUGGAUGUCGUGGCGCCCGCCUCCUCCCUCUGGCUGGGCCGUGCUGGAGCCUCAUCACCUGCUUCACAGAAACACGCGUCUUUCAGCCCUUUUUGUCACUUGUCUGUGACCUCACUGACGAUGCGCUGGCUUGGGAUGGAAUGUGGGGGAAGGGGUUCGCGCUCCCUCGGGUGCCUCCUACCUGCCUCCCGUGGUGAGGUGACCCACUUCCCCAGGUCUGCCUCGCACUCCUGAAACAGACCCGGCCCACUUUCCCACGUCCUUUCUCUGAAUUCCGUAGACCGCCUGGCUGGGCAUCCUACAGUAGCCCAACAGUAGGAACUCUGGGGUUAACUGGGAGCUUGAAUAUUGGUCUUUGGUAACCUGAUCCUGGGCAGCUGCACCUAAUGAUUGCAAAAUAAAUACCUCAUAGGAUAUCUGCUUAUUAUUUUUAAAGAU